Messenger RNA from Strongylocentrotus purpuratus (purple sea urchin), 678 nucleotides. RefSeq names its product aminopeptidase N-like. The coding region runs from base 1 to 678 and encodes 225 amino acids. The transcript has a single exon. Gene Ontology annotation, cellular component: cytoplasm. Gene Ontology annotation, molecular function: zinc ion binding; metalloaminopeptidase activity; peptide binding. Gene Ontology annotation, biological process: proteolysis; peptide catabolic process. NCBI's taxonomy places the organism in Eukaryota, Metazoa, Echinodermata, Echinoidea, Camarodonta, Strongylocentrotidae. The record is from RefSeq and is a predicted model, not a curated record.
AUGCCGGGUUUCACAGAGAAACAGACGUUCAACAUCCAGGAAGAUCAGAAAGAUGACGAGAUUCAUCUGUCACUGAAUAAGGUCAUCAUGAUUGGUGCCCUGAUGGCCGCCAUAAUCACCGGGGUCGGUCUCAUCUGCUUCUACGUUCCCGACAGAAGCUGCGGGGAUGAAAUCAUCGUCGUUCCUACCUCCGAUCCUCAAAAGGGAGAAACAACCCCUAGAGCUACGACAGAUGGCAGCGAGUCUACUACACCAACAGCCAGCCCGUCUGGACCAUGGCCUGGUCGACUAACAACUGCCGUGAUGCCAGAGUCGUACGAGCUCUUCCUCAAACCCUACAUCUACGACGACGACGUGCCUUCAGGAAAAGCAAAAUUCACCUUCGAUGGAAACGUCACUAUCCGUGUCCGAUGCUACAACGCUACCAAUCGCAUCACUCUUCAUGCUGUGGAUAUCAAUAUCACUACCAUCACGGUCUUCAUGAUGGGCGACACCGUCGAUAUGUAUCAAGGGCACUCGGAGGAAAACGAGUACGAAUUCCUCCACAUUGAUCUCAAUGAUGAACUCGUCGUUGAUGGGGUAUAUGACAUCGAAAUCGAUUAUCUUGGUCAGCUGAAUGAUGGACUGUCAGGAUUCUACCGCACUAGUUAUAUGACCGAAGAUGAGACAGAGGUGUAA